UCAGAUUGCAGGCUUUUUACCCUGAUUCAGGGUAAAAUCAGGGCUUUUUUGGGGGGUGACCCUGAUGAGACAGGAUUUUUUUAAGACAGAGGCCUGAAAUUUCAGAGUUUUUUUAAGAGUGAACUCUGAUCGAUCAGCGUGCAUAGUGUAGUGUGGCCUGUUUUUCCAGCGUCGUAUCGAAGCCCGACCCUGAUUCUUGUAAUAGCGGAUUCCCAUUCUUCCCCUGAGCACAGUGGAAUGUGAACGAGGGUUCUCCCGCCAGAAUGUGAUCAAGAGCUGGCUGCGGGGCAGCAUGAAGGACUCACGCCUUGGAGACUUGAUGUGUAUGAGCCUGCUAGACUACGACCCAGACUGGGAUGCCAUCAUUGACAUCUGGAGAGCCUACAAGAAGCGGAAGCCCUACAGCACUGCCCCACAGAGCAGAGCCCAGAAGAGUAGGAAGGGGAAAGAGAAGGAGGACGAUUCCCCUGUAGUCCACGACAGCGUGCAGGCAGAGGAGGAUGCUUAAGUAGGUCCUAGUAUGCCCAUGUUAAAU
Messenger RNA from Closterium sp. NIES-67, 535 nucleotides. Lineage: Eukaryota; Viridiplantae; Streptophyta; Zygnematophyceae; Desmidiales; Closteriaceae. The record is from the annotation of a GenBank genome assembly.